GUUCAUAAAAGCGCCUGGCCCUUCAUGGAACCAGUCGAUCCAACAGAAGCACCUGAUUAUUAUAAAGUUAUAAAAGAACCAAUGGAUUUGCAAAUGAUUGAAGGGAAAAUCAACGAUCAGAGGUACAAGAAGCUUAGUGAAUUCAUCGGAGACAUGACAAAAAUUUUCGACAACUGUAGAUACUACAAUCCGAAGGAAUCUCCAUUUUAUAAAUGUGCGGAGUCUUUGGAAGCUUACUUUGUAAAUAAAAUCAAAUGCUUACGAGAUAAAUUGUUCGAAACUAAUAAGUGAAAAAGUCUUUAGAUGGUUUCUUGAAUAAAUCCUGAGAUUUUUGCUGGAGAGCAGACUUUGGGCAGGUCCGAAACGAUCUCAGCUUUAUUUAAUCUCGGUCUAUUUAGUUUAAGUGACCUGUUUCAAGUUUAAAUAUUGUACAUACCUGAAUUGAUUUGUGAAUACGUGUACGGAGAAAAGUUUUAUUUUGUAAUUAUUUUCAUAUCACUUUAGUUAUUAUUUAUUAUUGCAAAGUAUUUAAUUAUGGAGUUUUAAAAAUGUUUCUAGCUUGUAUAAUUUAUUGAUAAUAAAUUGUUUAAGUUUUAAAUAUUGAAUUUCAGUCAUGUUCAUGAUAUAUUGUGUAAUUUUAAAUAUAUUUGAAUAUAAACUAAAACAGUCUUAGGGAUAGUGCCAUUGUAGAUAUUAAAUAUCCAAGUGGAUUAUUACAGAAAUUUUGUCUUUUACGUUUGCACAUAUUUCAGAUUUUUAUAUUUAGUCGGUUGGUAUGCCGGCUGUGUUUUAUCGAGAAUAAAACAUUUACAUGAUGUUUUCAUUA
Messenger RNA from Leptinotarsa decemlineata (Colorado potato beetle), 826 nucleotides. RefSeq names its product nucleosome-remodeling factor subunit NURF301 E(bx) (gene E(bx)). Lineage: Eukaryota; Metazoa; Arthropoda; Insecta; Coleoptera; Chrysomelidae. Gene Ontology annotation, molecular function: RNA polymerase II cis-regulatory region sequence-specific DNA binding. The record is from RefSeq and is a predicted model, not a curated record. Gene Ontology annotation, cellular component: NURF complex. Gene Ontology annotation, biological process: regulation of transcription by RNA polymerase II.